ACGAUGACGAGGACAGCAAGGCCCCCACGCAGCCGCUGUUGAAAAAAGACAAGAGCCCCACCAUCCCACUAAAUGUAGCUGACCAGCGCCUCCUGGAGGCCAGCCAGCAGUUCCAGAAGAAGCAGGGCAAGGGCACCGUGGACGUGUGGUGGCUGUUUGACGACGGUGGCUUGACCCUGUUGAUCCCGUACCUCCUGAUCAACAAGAAGAAGUGGAAGGACUGUAAGAUUCGUGUGUUCAUCGGCGGCAAGAUCAACCGCAUCGACCACGACCGCAGAGCAAUGGCCGCACUGCUCAGCAAGUUCAGGAUAGACUUCUCCGACAUAACAGUCCUCGGGGACAUCAACACAAAGCCAAAGAAGGAGAACGUGGCAACCUUCGAGGAGUUGAUCGAGCCCUACAAGCUGAAGGAGGAUGAUAUGGAGCAGGAGGCAGCCGAGAAGCUGAAGGCCGAGGAGCCGUGGAGGAUCACAGACAACGAGCUGGAGCUGUACAAAGCCAAGACCAAUCGCCAGAUCCGAUUGAACGAGCUUCUGAAGGAGCACUCAAGCACAGCCAACCUCAUUGUCAUGAGCAUGCCCCUGGCAAGGAAAGGGGCAGUGUCCAGCGCCCUCUACAUGUCCUGGUUGGAAACCCUCUCCAAGGACCUGCCCCCCCUUCUCCUGGUCCGUGGCAAUCACCAGAGCGUCCUCACCUUCUACUCCUAAAGCGCCUGCCGCCUCCUGGACCACUGCACUCUCUCUCUUGCCAGACUUCAAUUUUUAACGAGGUUAAACAAUUAGCAACUGAUAUUAAUACUGAUAAAGUGAGUCACAGAGUGCGUCUCCAGUGUGAGGGAGCUGCCUGCUCCGUGGGUGAUGUCUGCACUCCUGAAAAGGCACAAGAGUCCGGCGAGCAUUAUGACGCUACGCCCCAAUUUUCCUCUUGGUACAGACUGAAAAAGGAAGAGAGAAACUUAAAAUCAAACCCCCCCCCCCCCCCC
Molecule: messenger RNA, 982 nt
Organism: Brienomyrus brachyistius
Lineage: Eukaryota; Metazoa; Chordata; Actinopteri; Osteoglossiformes; Mormyridae
Gene: slc12a2l
Product: solute carrier family 12 member 2
Exons: 7
Biological process (GO): chloride transmembrane transport; sodium ion homeostasis; chloride ion homeostasis
Cellular component (GO): membrane
Molecular function (GO): sodium:potassium:chloride symporter activity; ammonium channel activity
Source: RefSeq, a predicted model, not a curated record